Messenger RNA from Phalaenopsis equestris, 3490 nucleotides. RefSeq names its product nucleolar protein 14. The record is from RefSeq and is a predicted model, not a curated record. Gene Ontology annotation, cellular component: Noc4p-Nop14p complex; nucleolus; small-subunit processome. Lineage: Eukaryota; Viridiplantae; Streptophyta; Magnoliopsida; Asparagales; Orchidaceae. Gene Ontology annotation, biological process: maturation of SSU-rRNA. The coding region runs from base 484 to 3135 and encodes 883 amino acids. The transcript has 15 exons.
AAUUAGGGCUAGCUGAGUAGGAAACGACGGAUCACCGCAUAGACCACCGAAACCUCCAUCUUUCUCAUCCUUCAUCCUUCCGCUUGGCUCCUAUCAGAAACCAUCAACGAAGACUGUUCGCGCUAUUCUUCCUCUACGCUUGCCGCGGAUUUAGUAAGUCGUCCGAUUCACAGAAUUUAAAUCCCGGAUUUACCACCAAGCGUCGUCAUUUUGGGAUUUACGGAGGCGUUUUUUGCCGUUUGGCAGGAUUUUAGCUUAAAUCCUGCGUAAAUCUUGCUUAAAACUGGCUACCAAACAUGUACAUACGCCGAACAACCGCAUUUACUGAAUCCGGGAUUUACACAAAAAAUGGGCGAAAUCUGGAUUUAUUAAAUCCCAGACUUUAAUUUGUCCAAACUGUCCGUCUGGUAUGAUUUAGAUUAACCCUGGCUAAAUUCUGCUCUAAAUCCUUUAUCAGACAGCCCCACCCAUUGCAAAUUUGCAAUGGCGAGGAUGAAGGCAGAAUCCAUGGCUGCCAGCGUGAAGAAGAAGAAGAAGGGUGGAAAGAAGCGACAUCUCUUCGGACCCAUGGUGGCUUCGAUGAAAGCGUCGAAAUCGCUUAGGCCCAAUCCCUUCGAGACCAUUUGGUCGCGCCGCAAGUUCGACAUCCUCGGGAAGAAGAAAAGCAAAGGUGAGGAGGUCCGAAUUGGCCUCUCGCGAUCGCUCGCCAUUGAAAAGAGGAAGAAGACCUUGAUGAAGGAGUACGAAGAGUGCAGCAAGUCGGCCAAAUUCAUUGAUCGGCGGCUAGGAGAGAAGGAUGAUACUCUCCUGGAAUUUGAUAAGGCUAUCAUGCGCUUGCAGCGUGAGCGUCAGUCUAAGUUAAAACGAAUGAGCAAAUAUAACUUGUCUGAUGAGGAGGAAGAUUUUACAGUUCCUCAAGCACAUUUACUCUCAGAACUGGAUGAUUUUGAUGAGCAACUGCCGCUAGAUAAUGAUGAAGAUGAUGGGAUUGCAGGUGUUCCAGAAUUACCAAGAAAUUUGCAGUCGCAUGAUUCAUUGGAAAAUGAAUUACAUGAUGUAACAGAAAUGAGACGUAAAUCCAAUAAACAAGCAUAUGCAGAAGUAAUAGCAAAGGAUAAAUAUUUCAAGGCAAAAAAGGCAGAAGAAAGAGAAGAGAUUAACCGUGAAAUAGCUGCAUUGAACAAACUGACAGAUGAGUUGGAUGAACGCCUUAUAUCUCUCAACAGCCAGGACUUGAAACAUUCUACUAAAAAACAAUCUGAUGAUAUGUUUGACUCAUAUUCUAAAAUCAUGGGAGAAUUGCAUUUUGAACCAAGAGCUCGUCCUUCAGAUAGAACAAAGACUCCAGAAGAAAUAGCUCAAGAAGAAAAAGAAGCUCUGGAAAAGUUAGAGGAGGAGCGCCUGAACAGGAUGGAAGCUAUUGAUGAAGAUGAGGGCUAUGAUGAUACUGAAGAUGAAGUCAAGCCAUCAUCCAGAUUGGAUAGAUAUGUUUCUGGUGAUGAUCUUGGAGACUCCUUUUCCACAAUUAAGAAUGGUGUAAAUGAAAAAGGUUGGGUUGAUGCUAUAUUUGAAAGGGAAGAAAAUGAGGAACAUGAAGAAGAAGAUUGUUCAUCUUCAGAGGGUUCAGAAAAUAAUGAAGAUGAUCAAGAAGGAACUGAUGAUGAUAAUGCCAGUGAUGGAUGUGGGGCUAAGGGAGUAGAGUAUGCUGAUAUGUCUGCAAUUCAUGUUUGGCAACAAAGUGAUGCUGAUGAUGAUAUAGGCGUUGAAGAAGGACAGGAACCUGAUGAGAAAGAGAUGACUAAAGCAAACAUUGAUGUUCUGAGAGCUGAUUCUGUUAUUUGUCAUAAGAUAGAGGUUAAUGACAAAUGUGCUCAGGCCCAGGAAGGGCUUCCUUAUGUUAUUGAAGCACCAAAAACUUUGACAGAAAUUUGUUCCUUGUUGGACAAUCGUUCUGAUGUUGAAGUAGUUGAGAUCAUAAGACGGAUUCGUGCAUACAACUCAAUCAGUCUUGGAGCUGAGAAUAGAAGGAAAAUGCAAGUGUUUUACGGUGUUCUUAUAAGUUAUUUUGCAGCCUUAUCUACUCAAAAACCUUUAAAUGUCAAGAUAAUUAAUUCUCUUGUGAAACCUCUGAUUGAGACGGGAACAGAAGUUCCAUAUUUUGCGUCUGUUUGUGCUAGAGAACGAUUAAUACGAAUACGUGCACAAUUUUCUGAUGAUGUCAAGAUCCCAGACUUCCGGCAUGUUGUAAUGACUCCUGUGAUUCUCUUGAUGUGUGAAUAUCUAAUGCAUUGUCCAAUCACUUGCGGCCGAGAUAUAGCUAUUGGAUCCUUUUUGUGUUACAUGUUGCUUUCUGUCUCUAAAGAGUCCCAGAAAUUUUACCCCGAGGUUAUAAGUUUUUUUCAAAUGAUUCUAAUGUCCAGUAUGGAGAGAAACUCCAAAAUCGAGCAACCUUCUCAGUGUAAUCUGGAAAUAAAAGUAUCAAAGCCAUGGCUCCGUAUCCAUGAUGAAGGCUGCACUGUGCAUCAGAUUGAUCUGUUCACUGUCUUGGAGUUACAGGAUGACUCACCAUAUUUUAUUUCUGAGAGUUUCAAGGCAAGCAUUCUGUCAAUUGUGGUUAAAAUUUUGAUAGAAUACGUCAAUAUGUAUCAAGGAUUGAGUUCCUUUCCAGAAAUAUUCUUGCCAAUUGCAGCCAUGCUUGAUGAAGUUCUGGAGGGUGCCAAACUACCAAGAAAUUUACAAGAAAAUAUGGAAAAAGUUGCUGAUUUAAUAAGAAAGCAAGCUUCUGAGCACCAAUUAUCACGGCAACCACUCCAAAUGAGAAAACAGAGACCAGAGCCAAUCAAGCUAAUGAAUCCAAAAUUUGAGGAGAACUUUGUUAAGGGUAUAGAUUAUGAUCCUGAUCGUGAAAGGGCACAAAGGAAGAAAUUAAAGAAACUAUUGAAGAAAGAAGCAAAAGGAGCUGUGCGCGAACUACGCAAGGAUAAUCAUUUCAUAUCUGAACUUAAAAUGAGGGAUAGAAUUUUACAGGAAGAGGAAAGAUCUGAAAAAUAUGGUAAAGCACUGGCUUUCUUACAAGAACAGGAACACGCCUUCAAAUCAGGGCAACUGGGUAAAGGAAGAAAAAGAAGAAAAUAAACCUUUCUCUGUUGUUCUCCGGUUCAUUCACAUCAGUUUUUUUUUUGGCAAUCCGAAAGGUUUGAUGGACGAAGCUGUAUGAAAGAGCAGCUGGAGCUAGUUCAGUUCCACAUGGAAAAAUGAAUUCUGGCAGGUACAAUGUUGAAGCAAGAGGUUGCCAGUUUGUUGAUUGGUGCCUACUUUUUCCUCAAUUUUUGUUCUAUUUUUUGGCAUGCAUUAGGUGCAAUUGUGUUUCUAACUUGUAUGUUAUUAAUUUUAUAGUAUCUAGAGAAGUAAAUAAUUUUAGUUAUUUAUGGCUUAUCUAUAAUUUUAUGAUGUAUAAAUAACCUGUAAGGUACGAUUAAUGGAAAGUCCA